This is a messenger RNA of Phalaenopsis equestris, 636 nucleotides long. RefSeq names its product 60S ribosomal protein L34. Gene Ontology annotation, cellular component: ribosome; cytosolic large ribosomal subunit. Gene Ontology annotation, molecular function: structural constituent of ribosome. The coding region runs from base 74 to 436 and encodes 120 amino acids. The record is from RefSeq and is a predicted model, not a curated record. NCBI's taxonomy places the organism in Eukaryota, Viridiplantae, Streptophyta, Magnoliopsida, Asparagales, Orchidaceae. Gene Ontology annotation, biological process: ribosome biogenesis; translation. The transcript has 4 exons.
CGGCGCGUCUUCUCUUUCCCCGGAUCUUGGUUUCCAAAAGAGGCGGAGCUUGAGGGGAACGGCAAAGUGAAAGAUGGUGCAGCGUCUCACCUACAGAAAGCGGCAUAGCUAUGCCACAAAGUCUAAUCAAACCAGGGUUGUCAAAACCCCAGGCGGAAAGCUUGUUUAUCAAUACACAAAGAAGAGGGCGAGUGGGCCAAAAUGUCCCGUGACUGGAAAAAGAAUUAUCGGGAUUCCUCGAUUGAGGCCAGCUGAAUACAAGAGAUCAAGAUUACAGCGGAAUCGAAGAACAGUUCACCGAGCUUAUGGCGGCGUUCUAUCUGGUGGAGCUGUCCGUGAAAGGAUCAUCCGAGCCUUUCUGGUAGAGGAGCAGAAGAUUGUUAAGAAGGUUCUGAAGAUUCAGAAAGCCAAAGACAAACUGGCUGCAAAGAGCUGAUCAGUUGAUAUGUUGGAGCCACCCAUUGGAAAGACCUUUCUAGUUUUAUUUUCUAAUGAAGAGAAUUUUGACUACAUAAUCAUUAUUGUCAUUUGUAUGUCUCUGUUUUAAAUGUGCCUGGAUUGAAUUUUAUUUUGAAUUCUUCUUUUUUAUAUUGUUUUCUGUAGAACUUGGUGGAAGACUUUUUGUUCAUUUUCAAA